Messenger RNA from Populus euphratica (Euphrates poplar), 2091 nucleotides. RefSeq names its product T-complex protein 1 subunit theta-like. Gene Ontology annotation, molecular function: ATP binding; ATP-dependent protein folding chaperone; ATP hydrolysis activity. Bases 168 to 1805 code for a protein of 545 amino acids. The transcript has 13 exons. Gene Ontology annotation, biological process: protein folding. NCBI's taxonomy places the organism in Eukaryota, Viridiplantae, Streptophyta, Magnoliopsida, Malpighiales, Salicaceae. The record is from RefSeq and is a predicted model, not a curated record.
GAUUUCUAGGGCAUUCUUGCACUCUUCACGCCCUCCAUCUUUUUGCACACACAACAGAACAUCACACUCACACUGAUCUCAUCUCAGGUUUCUCUCCUUGUCUUUCUAGGGUUAGGGUUUUGAGUUAUUUUCUGUUUGAAAGAAAGUAAAAGAAGAGAGAAAGAACAAUGGGUUUCUCUAUGCAACCAUACGGAAUACAAUCAAUGCUAAAGGAAGGACACAAGCAUUUAUCAGGUCUCGAUGAAGCUGUUCUCAAAAACAUUGAUGCUUGUAAACAGUUGUCUACCAUUACUCGCACUUCUCUCGGCCCUAAUGGUAUGAAUAAGAUGGUUAUUAACCAUUUGGACAAACUCUUUGUCACCAAUGAUGCUGCCACUAUUGUAAAUGAGCUUGAGGUUCAGCAUCCAGCUGCCAAAAUUUUGGUCUUAGCUGGCAAGGCCCAACAAGAGGAAAUUGGGGAUGGAGCUAACCUGACCAUCUCUUUUGCUGGAGAGAUACUUCAAAACGCAGAUGAGCUUAUUAGGAUGGGCCUUCACCCUAGUGAGAUCAUCAGUGGUUACAAUAAAUCAAUUGACAAGGCAAUUGAAAUCUUAGGCGAACUGGUGGAGCCAGGUUCUGAAAACAUGGAUGUGAGGAACAAGGAGCAAGUUAUUUUUCGUAUGAAAGCUGCUGUUGCUAGCAAGCAAUUCGGACAAGAAGACGUUCUAUGUAAUCUCAUUUCUGAAGCAUGCAUUCAAGUGUGUCCCAAGAACCCAGCAAACUUCAAUGUGGAUAAUGUGCGGGUUGCAAAGCUCGUGGGAGGAGGUUUGAACAAUUCUUCAACAGUCCGCGGAAUGGUUUUGAAAGGUGAUACUGUGGGAACCAUAAAGAGAGUGGAGAAGGCAAAGGUUGCUGUUUUUGUUGGUGGUGUUGAUACCUCGGCAACUGAAACCAAGGGAACUGUCCUAAUUCACUCUGCUGAGCAGCUAGAAAAUUAUGCAAAAACUGAAGAAGCCAAGGUUGAGGAGCUCAUUAAAGCAGUGGCAAAUUCUGGUGCCAAAGUAAUUGUUAGCGGAGCAGCUGUUGGAGAAAUGGCAUUGCAUUUCUGCGAACGUUACAAACUCAUGGUUCUGAAGAUCAGCUCAAAGUUUGAACUGAGAAGAUUUUGCCGCACCACUGGUGCUGUUGCUAUUUUGAAGCUGAGUCCACCAAACCCAGAUGACUUGGGAUAUGUAGAUUCAAUUUCUGUUGAGGAAAUUGGUGGAGCUAGAGUCACUGUUGUGAGAAAUGAAGAAGGUGGCAACUCUGUAUGCACUGUGGUGUUACGAGGAAGUACAGAUAGUAUACUAGAUGACCUUGAAAGAGCUGUUGAUGAUGGAGUCAAUACUUACAAGGCAAUGUGUAGGGACAGUCGAAUAGUACCUGGAGGGGCAGCUACUGAAAUUGAGUUAGCCAAAAGACUCAAGGAAUUCUCAUUUAAAGAAACAGGAUUGGAUCAAUAUGCGAUUGCAAAGUUUGCUGAAAGUUUUGAGAUGAUACCUAAAACAUUGGCUGAGAAUGCUGGUCUCAAUGCAAUGGAGAUCAUAUCCUCCCUCUAUGCUGAUCAUGCUUCUGGAAAUAUCAAAGUGGGCAUUGACUUAGAGGAAGGUGUUUGUAAGGAUGUAUCAACCCUGAAAAUCUGGGACCUCUACGUUACAAAGUUUUUUGCUCUCAAAUAUGCUGCAGAUGCUGCCUGCACUGUAUUGCGAGUGGACCAGAUUAUAAUGGCGAAACCAGCUGGAGGUCCAAGGAGAGAUGCAGCACCUGGAGGGAUGGAUGAAGAUUAGUUUUGCACAUGGCUAUUUCCCCUUUGUCUUGAUUGUAUCUUGUUGCAGGAUCUUUAACUUGCUUUGGUAUCCUUUAUUUUCCUUCGAAUGCCAAAAUUUUAUUCUAAAAACAAUUUUGUUAGAGUCAAAGAGAAGUUAUGUAUAUGCCACUUCAAAUCUAGCUGAUGUGAUGGUUGGUUUCGAUGAUGGUCUGGAAAUUGUUCCCUGUAGUUUUUACUGAGAGGUGUUUGCAUUCCUUGCUUUGAGCCUCAUCUGCAGUGAAUGAAUUUGGUUUCUUUAGUGUUCC